Messenger RNA from Rana temporaria (common frog), 785 nucleotides. RefSeq names its product small integral membrane protein 29 (gene SMIM29). The record is from RefSeq and is a predicted model, not a curated record. The coding region runs from base 239 to 544 and encodes 101 amino acids. Lineage: Eukaryota; Metazoa; Chordata; Amphibia; Anura; Ranidae. The transcript has 6 exons.
UUAUUGGUUGGAGCUGGCUGCUAUUCUCUUCCGGGUACGGAGAGUGAAGGGAGCGCUCCAGCUGGACAAUAUUGUUGAUCAAGCAAAGUGCAGACAGUUUAUAACACCGUCAACUGUUCUUUCUAAUGUACUGCCUCUGACAGCAUGUUAUAAUGGAAAGCUGAAUACCACUUUAUUGGCAAGAUUCUUGUUAACAUCACAUUCUGGUUAUCACACCAAUGCCCACCUCAGUGACACCAUGAGUAAUACCACAGAUACCGGACCAAGUAAUAUUAAUGCUGACUCUAUGGGAGGGAUUGUGCUGGUGCCUUUCUUCUUAAUCACUGUUCUUGGUGUAGUUGUUGCAGUGAUCAUGUAUGUAAAGAAGAGGAAAAGAGUGGACCGGCUUAGACAUCAUCUGCUUCCUCUAUACAGCUAUGAUCCAGCAGAAGAAAUACAUGAAGCUGAGCAGGAACUAUUAGGCCAAGACACUAAGGUUGUACAUGGUUGGACAAGUGGUUAUCACCAGUAUAAGAGAGCAUCAUUAAGGGAUAUAACGGCCUAAGUCUUUCCCGCUGGAGAAGUCUGCACAUGGGCUGGAACAAACCAACACCCUCCCUUUUAAUGCUUUAUUUCCCAUGGGUUUAAUUAUUUAAAUUGAUGGGGAUUAAUUAUGUUUAAAUUAAUACUCUGUAUUCACAUAUAUUGCAAAGCCUUGUGUGAUUAAAAUCCUAAUGCCCUGUACACACGAUCGGUUCGCCUAAUCAAAACAAACCAAUGGAUUUUUCCAUCAGAUAUUCGAUGAA